GAGCAUGGCCGCAGGAGCCAGAUCGCUGACUUGGUUUGGUUCCUCCACAUUGAUAACACCGCUUCUAGAGCCGGUCGUCAGGGGACAUUUAACCCGGAGAUUGUGUGCGUUUACGCGCGGCGGAGCUUUGAUUUACUGAGUGCGUUGCUGUUCGACAGGGCAGAGGCGCACGGGCAGCUGCGGGCUCAGCGGAGCUGUCUGAAGGUUUCUUUUUGGCGUCUUGGUGAUUCAAAGCGAACAGGAGGAGAGAUCCUGAGCCGGAGAGAGCGGCGGCACAAGGACUGCGUUUCUGCUUGCUUUAUCUUUGCAUUGUGGAACAUUUAUUCUCAGAUUUUCUUUUUUUUCCCAGUUCGUACGCAACGUUGCGAUCCUCUCUGGGAAAUUCAAUGUGAGUUGGAGAAACUGUUCGCUGCUCGGAGCGGAGUUGAUCCGGUGGGAGAGUGUUCGUAGCGCAGGCAGAAUUGUUGUGGAUUUUCAACAUCAAUUCACUUCUUUAAGUAGAACUGGUUUUCAUUCAAGAGUGAGCGGUUGGUGUAAAGCAAUCUAUCUGACUGACAAGAAACCGCUGUUUUCACUGAAGAAAGACAUUUAAGCUUUAAUUUUGUAAUUGAUACCGAGGAGAGAGCAACGUCUGUGCGGGAAAGCGUGAAGUUCACUCUCAUCCCUUCUCAUCCCCACACUUCACCACCGCCUCCAUCAGAAUCUUUAAACCUGAACCAGAGGAGGGACUGUAAUCAGUUUGGCUUCGUCGGGGUUGCAGAGCAAAUAUGCCGCAGGUGGAAAUGAUCCUCUUCCUCAUCCUCAUCAUUGGGAUGUGUGUGUACGGCCAGGACCCGGCUUCCAAGGUGGUGUCCGACCGCUACGCCGUCUACUGGAACCGGACCAACCCCAGGUUUUACCGGGGCGAUUACCACAUCGAUGUCUGCAUCAACGACUACCUUGACGUCUACUGUCCACACUACAUUGGCCCGGUCUCUGACGAGCGGGCCGAGCGCUAUGUCCUCUACAUGGUGAACUACGACGGCUACAGCUCUUGCGACCACACUGCCAAGGGCUUCAAACGCUGGGAGUGCAACAGGCCUCUGUCACCAAAUGGACCGCUGAAGUUCUCAGAGAAGUUCCAGCUCUUUACUCCCUUCUCCUUAGGCUUCGAGUUUCGCCCUGGCAGAGAGUAUUAUUAUAUCUCCUCUAUCACUGACGACAAGGGAAGAAGGAGCUGCCUUCGACUCAAAGUCUUCGUCAGGCCUCAAAACAAUUGUGUGAAAAACUCUGGGAGCGUGCAGGAAGGGGUCGAUUUUGACGAGAACAGUCACAACUCCCUAGAACCCAGAGACGGCAUUGGUCACGAGUCGCCGGAGCCGGCUCGAAGGGAUGUGAACUCCGUUGAUCGGCGCCAGACUUCAGUCCUCCUGCUCAGCUCUGCCCUCAUACUCUUGGCUGCCAUCUUGUCUUUAUAGCGCCCGGUCUGAAGAAUCCUCCAGGAAUUAACUGUCCUGAUUGGACCACAGGCCGCCAUACCCUGCAACCCCUCCCCUCAAGGAGCACUUUUAAAAAAAAAGAAAAAAAAAAAACACUGACAAUCUCUCUAGGUUAAAAGAGAGAGGAAGGGACUUCAACACUGAAGCCGUUGUUGUUUUUUGACUUGCCAACUAGUGUGAUUCUUGACUCGCUGGUGGGUGCUGAUGGUUAAGGCGCCUCGAGGUGACAGAGGCGGAGUCUCUUACCUAUUUGCCUCGCUACCGUUCACAGUAUGCAGAUUUUAAACAUUUCUUUGUGUUAAAGACAAGCACACAUACAUGCUUUUAAAGAUCUACACACACACACACACGCAGAACACAAACUACACAAUCAGUAUAAUCUUUAGCUUGAAUGGCAAAGAAGCACAGCAGGAUCCCUCAAGGGUUUACAGACUUUUACAAUUUUUUGUGUUCAGGAAAGCAUCACAUAACCCCCGAUAUGUAACAUGAUUAAACCUCACGUUUAAGUGGAAGAGGUUUCAAAAACGAUCCGGGAGCCACACAUCACAUAUGGGCCGAUGGAAAACAAGAAGGAUGUUGUUUCUAGGAGACUGUUGCCAAGGGUGCCAAGGAUGUAUGGUCUCAGACUGUGGACGACCCUUGUUGAGAGUAAAAAAUUAACAGAAACACUCUUCUUUUAGUGUUUGGAUAGGGGCGAUUUAAUGAUUGAUUAAUGUAUUUGGUUUUUUUAAUACGUACACGUAAUUCAAUUGUAGCAGCCAACACGGGUGUACAGUAAAAUAUUUGAAUGGAGCGUAGAAGUCAGUAUGGUAUUUUGCCAGGCAAAAAUGUAUUUUCAUAUUUAUUGUGAAGUCCGUGUGUUUUCUGUUCUGGUUUAGUCUGUAAGUACAGUAGAAAGGCAAUAAAAAGCAACUAUACUUACCCAUUACGUUAGUUCAUAUUAGGCACAGUUAAUUUGAUACAAUCAUACAGAAACACUGAGAACAGUUUAUGUAUCUGCUUUGAUUGAUUGCUGGUUUUUUUAAUUGUUUUUAACAAAGUCCAGGAAGAAAAAAAAAGUCUGAUGUGCUAUCAGGGUGUAGAAAUUGUAGAAUAUUUGUGUUUUCGAAUUUGUCAUUAAAAAUGUCACAAAUGUAGUUUUACUAUUACACUAUUGCUUUUGUGAAUCACUGUCAUAACUAUUGUCAUAACUAUUGUACAUAGAGGCAGAUUUCCUACAACGUUCAGGGACGUGUCCAUACAUUAAACACACAACAUGAGGUGGCGUUUCAGUGAGACAGUGACUGGGUUACAGAGCAGGUGGUAGUAGCGUGUGUGGGGCAAGGGGUUGUGUGUGAUUCACUUUCCCUCUUUGAUGUCGUGUAAAGUGGCAUCUGUACAGAAAAUACACCAGGGGCACCCUCGUACCGGUUAUUUCUGGAAUGAAAAAUCGACCACCAGGAGAGAUGGAAUAAACAGAGCGAGGUGUCCUGUUCUCUCGGGCAAACUGAAACUCUACCACCAGUGGCCCUGAGAGGGGAAAGAGAAGGAGAGCGAGAUGUGAAGUUUUGUAGUGCUCCCGCUGAGAUCAAUAAUCAUGUUUUAAAGCAGAAACGCGCGGUAAACAUAUCUUUUCCACUAGCCUUUUGCCGAUUGGCACAAAUCCAAAGACCCUACUGACAACUGAAGAGGCGACGGACAUUUUUUUGCCCCUGACAAUAUUAAGGAAUUAAAUUGUUCUACAUAAUAGAAUCACAAAUCUGCUCCCUACUCUGCAUUUACAAGAGAUGGGGUGGGGUUGCAUGUCUGCAUGUAGUGAUGAUCACUGUUAAUCAGCACAAAUGACUGAAUGAAAACAACUGCUCACCAAAGCUUUGCUCUGCACACAAAUGCCCAUAGGAUUUGGCUCUGUCGCGGCUGACAAUCCACUGCCAUUGUGUCUGUGUGCAUGCUGUGAGCUAUUUUGAAAACUCUUUUCCCCUCUAUCUUUAUCCGCUGGGUCUAUUUUUCCUGAACUGGCCCGCAUCUCUGAAGCCUGAAAUUCACUUGUGAAUGUAUAAAAAAAAUAAUUUUUAAUUAUGCAUUUCAUUUGUUGCUCAAUUUGUCAGAAGUCAUAUAGAGCAAAACUAGUUUUCAUGUUUGCAAUUAAUGAAACCAUCUGCCACUUUAGGCAAUCCCUGGUAAUGACAAUAGGACGAUAUGAAAAUACAGAUGAGUGCCCAAUCUUUUUUUCCAUCCGUUACUCUCAGUAGCACUGAUACCCUUCACAUUCACUCACUGCCAAGUGAAACCACAGCCCUGACCUGUAGCACCUGAUCACUGGACUGGUACAACAGGGCCUCUUGGGGAAAUUAAAAAGCUGAAAGGACAUUAAAGUUGUCAUUUUGAGAAAAAAGUAUAUAAAAGUAUGAUGAACUUGAGAACUCACCACUCUACAACUUAACAAAACACAAGCAAAUUAAGAAAACAUCUUCACAUUUAGACAAAAUGCUGCAAAGUGAGAAAACACAACCAAAUAAAGAUAAGCUGAAAGUAGCACAGAGAACAAUGGAAAGCAUUUUAAAGAGUUAAUUAAAGAGUUUUAAUUUCAGGAGAAGAAAAUAAGGUAAUGUUAGAGUAAAUUAGAAUUUCAGAGGAAAGUCAUAAUUUUACAAUAAUAAUGAUAAUACAAGAAAAAAGUUGUAAAGUUACAAGAAAAAGUCAUAUUAUAGGAAAAUAAUUGUAAUUUUAUCAGAAAAAGUCAAAACGUAGUGUCAAUAAAGUCGUGAAUUUAUUAAAAAGUCAUAAUGACAAUAAAGUUUUCAUUUUACAAGAAAAAAGUAAUUUGCUUAAAAAGUCAACAGACAGACAGAUUAAAAAAGAAGGUCCAAAGUAACAGAGGCUGAUAUAUGCUGUGUUUUAUUCUCAAGUACAGGUUAACCCCCAAAUUCUGGAGCCUACAAAUACAACCAUAAUGCAGUUCAAUAGUGUCUUUUGUUAGACUGUACCUGCCUGGUAAAUGCCCACGUCUUUCAAACUCCACAACAAAGGCUUCCUGUUAUAAAUGAUGACAUCAUCAGGGUUAUGUUUUAGGACUUUAUAAAAAGGUUCUUAUAAAAAACUACUUUCUGUGAUGAGUAAACUGAGGUUGAUAUGUAUAGCUGGUGCCCCUGUAAAUAGACAUUUAGUCAAAUUACAGAAUUCUGUAAUGAUAUUUAUUUAUUUCAAACUAGUAGCAUUAUUAGCUUUGCCACUUAAUGCUCGUGUUGUUUCUCACAUGAAUUCAUUCCUUUAAAUCACUAAAUUUUUAUUACAUAAUCUCAGAUUACUUCAGUUGCUCUUCUCUCUUAAACCUGACUUAGCUCAGUACACUCUUCAAUUGAGGGCACAAAUGAGUGUUUUAUCAAAGAUGAUUUCCUCCUCACACCUACCAGCACCUCCAUGCAUUGCAAGUUAGGCCAACAUUAGGAGUCCUCUGUCACUGUAAUCAUUGCCUCUAGCCAUGCCACGAUGAAAAAAACCAAUCAGUUAGUUCUGUGGAUACUGUGUAUCCAUCAAUUAGUCUGUUGUAACAUACAGUGUAAGAUAAUUCUCUUGUUUUCUCGCCUCUUUUGAAGGGUGAUUUAACUGACACAUUGUUGUUAGCAAGAAAAGAAAUUCAGUGUUUGAUAUAAAAAAUGCUUUGUUUCAUUUUAUAUGUCUUUUAUAUGAAACAGGAUCAACAUUGCACCCUCUAUCUGUAAAUGUGUGUGCACAAACACGGCACAUAUCAAACAUGCAGUACGGUCGGGUUACAAUCAUGAAUCAAAGGGCCUGAAGAAAGAACAGAUGGAUCUGUUUUCCCUCCUUUUCUUUUUCAGAACCGCUCUUUUGUAUUGUUGCAUCCAAUGUGUCUUUAAGGUGCAGGAUGUUCUUUGUUUCAGUUUGUGGUCUUUUGCUAACAUUCACCUCCAGCUGUUUCCGAGCCAAACUGCGGUUCAGAUGGCCGCCGUGACAACUAUGUUGCAGGAUUCAAGAGGUGCAAUUGACUUUUAUUGGUGUAGAAGCUCAAUGUAUUUGUGUGUGGCAGCAGGAGAAGGUCUGUUUUCCACCUCGAAUUUUGAUGUUUCAUGUUUUUACUGAGCAAACCGCGCUACAAGGACUUCUUCUUCACCUGAUUUUGGUACUAAAGCUAACACUGUGUCCCUGGUUUGCAGCAUCUGUUCUCCAUCCUCUGUAUCUUCUAAAAGGAUGUGUGAUUUUGUCAGUGCAUCUAGAAUUGGGAAGGUUUUUGUUACUGUAGCCAUAGCUAUGCUUUUCUUUCCCAAAUUAGACAUGGAUGUGCCACAAAACUGCACAUUUCUUUUACCAUUGUAGUAACUGUACCUUGUGCCUAUUUGAGUCCCAUUCUCUCCUGUACUCAUCUAAACUGUCUGUUUCCUGCUCAAUCGCUCACUAGAAUUUUCUACAAAAAAGGCCAUUUCUUUGUAAAUACACAUGUUGGAGCAGCUAUGACUAACUAAAACAAACAAGAAAAAAAGAUUUAAUAAAUUUCUUUGUCGUUGUA
Messenger RNA from Micropterus salmoides (largemouth bass), 5982 nucleotides. Its product is annotated as ephrin-A5b-like. The record is from RefSeq and is a predicted model, not a curated record. Bases 768 to 1457 code for a protein of 229 amino acids. NCBI's taxonomy places the organism in Eukaryota, Metazoa, Chordata, Actinopteri, Centrarchiformes, Centrarchidae. Gene Ontology annotation, molecular function: ephrin receptor binding. Gene Ontology annotation, cellular component: external side of plasma membrane; plasma membrane. The transcript is spliced from 5 exons. Gene Ontology annotation, biological process: regulation of cell-cell adhesion; axon guidance; regulation of actin cytoskeleton organization.